CGCGGCUCCUCCAGCCCCUUCCGCCGCCCCUCCUCUCGCCUUCCCCGCCGUCUCUACCCGGGCGGGCCCCUCAGGCCGCCCUCCCGCUGGGCCUUUCACCUUCUGGCUAAGCCUGGGAGCAGCGGUCGCGGCGGGGCCUGGGGCGCAGCGCACUCCCGCCAGCCCGGCCUCGCCUGGCAGGCCCUGGGGCCGGACGCCCUCCCAGGGGCGAGGCCUUCGGGCCACACUCCCGCCUGCCCGGAUUUAGGGCGAGUCCUUCCCGGGACUCUGCGGCGGCCCGGGACGGGGAGCGCGGGCUGGGGCCUCGCCUCUCCGAGGGAUGCAGGGGAUGGAGGCGGCUGUGAAGCCUGCGCGCCGCGUUCAAGCAUCCAAGUCAGGGAGCAGAACAGCCAGCACCAUGCAAGUGACUCCAGCUGUGGCCAGAAAUGGUCCAGAGCUGCCAGACAGCGGACCUCUCCCAGGACCCACGUUCUGCCUCCAGGGAGACCGGACGCCUAGCCUGGUAGCUCCCAAGCCUCCCAGGACAUGGAAGCUGCAGCUCCAAGGCCCUUCUGUGCUCGAGUCCAAGGUGAAGGCCUUGAAGGAGAAAAUGACAGCAAGGAAACAGGGAGCAAAUCCCUGCCCCACUUCCUAUGAGCGUCCAUCGCCCCCCAAAUCCAAGUGCUGCCAAGUCAAGCCCGAAGCUGUCUGGAGCCUACUUGAGGGCUCUCCUCUACCAGAUACCCUGGUGGUUCCCCAUGCUCAGAACCAGACUGAUGGGCAGCUAGACAUCAGUGUUAAUGAGAAGAAGCCUGCCAGGAAUGGUGGAUCCAGGCCAUCUACCCCUGGCCUCGGGAGCUGCAAUGGACAAAGCCUGUGGUCUCCAGAAGCAGUGUGGCUGCUGGCUGAUCAUGGGGAUGGUCCAGCACCAGGAUCUGGCUCUUUACAAGAGAGCCCCAACAACCAGGUUUCUGUGGGCCAGCCAGAGGGGCCUGGUCCCUGUAAAACCACCCACCUGAGCAGCCUGAAGAAGAGAAGACCCUACUUACUUGGAGAUGGUGUGGUGACAGAGGGAGAUCUAGACAACAGAACCCUAACAACCUCCAAGGAGGACUUAGUCCCCAGAACAGACCUGCCAGAGAUGUUCCGGAGAGCUGGUGGCCUGGGGGCGCUGGGCACUGGGACAAACGUUUUGUCCCUGUCUGAACAGGUGGAAAGGAACCGCCUCCUGCUGCAGGAGAUGCUGAAAGUUUCCAGACAGGGUUCUUCCUCGGUGGGAAGCCCAGACCGGACUCCAUCCUGGGACAGGGCUGCAUCAGAGAGACCAGCGGGAGACGUGGACUGGGACUCGGGCACCCCCCUGCAGGACUCAGGUCAGAGCAGGAUCUGUGUUCCCAAGCUGGAGCCUGUUCUGAGUGCCAGGGAUGAGGGAACCAAGCAUCUGACUCAGCAUGCUCGCAUGAAGGCCAGGACCCAACCACUCCGAGCCAGUCAUGACAUUGUGCCCACCAUUGCUCAGGGCAGCCGCAAUGGCCAAAGCAGUCCAGCCCUGGAUGUUAGGAGCACCUCUGCCUCCAGAGAGAGCCUCCAGAAUGGGAACCUGAGUGACUCCUCCAGUGUGGAGUCUGGCAAUGGGCAGUGGCCCAGGCAGGGAAUGCCGCCAUCUCACGUCCGAUUUGAAGAUGAGUCUGCCCACGAGGCUGAGUCCCGGUACCUGGAACGGCGCCAGCAGCGCCAGCGUCAGGUGUUAUGCACAGUGCUACCAGCUGUGGGCCAAGGACCUCUGCGCUCCAAGCCUGACUUAACCAACUACAUUAACCAUAACAUGGGGAACGGCGCAUUCCGCAGGCCUGUGGGCUCCCUGGACCACAGCGAUCUCCUCGCACCACCAUCAACAUGGAACAGUGAGAGGCCAUGCUCAGCCUGUGGCAGCUAUCUUGAGGAGCGUUGCCCUGCCGAGGGGAGAGCAGCGCCUGACCUGAGGGUCCUCCAGGGUCUCCAGGCAACUUGUGAGCAGGCAUUGCUGCUGGGACCCUGUAAUUCCCAUGACUUGAGCUCCCCAUUCCCAGGGCUCCACGCAGAAUGGAUCCGGGAAACACACAUCACAGACACUGUUGGCACGCGCCCUGAGGAGGGGGACUCUGCCCUCAACAGCGCCAUCAAUUCAGAUAGUCGGACUGACAUUAAGGAUGCCAGGACCUCUCAGCCCAGUGGGGCAGGUGGGCAGAUCCAAGGCAGCAGCCCCCGGCAGUGGCAGUGUGACUCUAGGCCUCAGGAAGGCCCCAGGUGGCCCAGGACUGAGGUGGAGCUGCCCUGGGACCUUCAGGCCUGGCCUCACAUACACGAGGUUGGUAAUGUGGUUGUAGGAGGGGAGAUAAAAGGAGCCACAGGACACAUACCCCAGGGGCCUUUGCUUAUAAAGGAAGACACUGAGCCCAGAUCUGCCUCAGAACCCAAGAGGUCUUGGUCCCAGGGGCAUCUUGGGCUACAGGUAGGAAAUCACGGGGCCCACCCCAAGGAUUCCUGGACUACAUGCAGGACAGCUUAUGCUGUGUCAUCUUCCGAGAAGCUUGGGUCCUCAGGGUCAGGUCAGCCAGACCAAGUGACUGAAAGCCAGGAGUCUCUGGAAACUACCUGCACUCCUCUCCAAGUAAGCCCUGAGGAGCCCUCUGCACCUCGCCCAGCCCUGAAGCCAAUUUUGCCCUUCUCCCUCGAAGGCUGUGCGCUAACCCCGCCCUCUUCAAAGAAGUCCUGCCCGAUGCCUCUGAGGAAGUCACCCUGUACUGGGCAUCACAGGCAGGAACACCAGGUUGAGCAUGUGGACAUCCCCCUGCCUCUGUCCCCUCCAAGAAUCUCAGUUCACACCUCACCCCAGACCCAACCCAACAGGCCCCUUGUCAAGCAUCCGCUGCUGGACCUGCCCGCCAGCACCAACGGCAGUGUCCCUCUGCGCCUGCAGGAGCCCCGAGGAGCAGCUGUCCCCAAGAGUAGAGUUGACAGGGAGUACUGCUGCCAGGAGCCUGGACUGCCCCUGGAGAGUGACAGAGAUGGAACACUCCAGGACUCUCCCCAGUCAGCAGAUGUCGCCACUGUCAAUUCUACGGCCGUCACCCUUUCCCUCACCUCAGAGGAGCCUGGGUGCCACCUGGAGCCACACAGGACAGAAUCCAGCUCUGGAGGCCACAUGCCCACUGGAGCAUCACCUGAGGCCAGUGCAGGGCAUGCGCCACCCUCCACCACCCAUUCUGAUGGGAGUAAGAAAAGGAGGAGUAGUAUCUCCUCCACCCUGGGGCUCAAAAAACUCUUCUCAGCCCUGGGUCACAUCCCCCGAGCCAGCCUGGGCACAUCCCGGAGCUACAGCGUGGAACAGCUGCAGCCCUCAGCACUAGCUCCCCAGACCAGUACCUCCAAAAUGAAGAGAGCCCCGUCAUUGCAAAUCCUGCAUCUGGUGUCACCCUCUCAUCAGCAUCGGAAAGCAGCUUCCUUCCAGAACCUCCAUUCUCUGCUAGGGGGCAAGGGAGAUCGGUCCAGCUUCUACCGGGUAGAGGGGUCAGGGGACCCCAGUACACCGAGCAGGCCAGCCAAAGCCUUUCCCCAUCGUGCCCUCAGCGUGGAAGAUGUGGGUGCCCCUAGUUUGGCUCGCACUGUGGGCCGGGUGGUAGAGGUGUUCCCCGAUGGCACGAGUCAGCUUCAGCUGCAACGACCCCCAGAGGGCACUUUUGGUUUCCAUGUGGCCUACGGCAAUGGUCGUCGAGACUCAGGACUCUACGUGCAGGCCAUGGCCAACCGGGAGACUGCCAAGCUGUACUCGGGGCUGCUUGGGGUGGGGGAUGAGAUCCUGGAGGUCAACGGGGCCAAGGUUGCUGGCCUGGGCUUGGCUCACAUCAAGGAGCUACUGGCUCAUGUGGAGAGCUUGUCAAUCCGUGUCUUGAGACAGAGGCCUGUUCCCCAGUGACCCAGAAGUACUGUUUCCCCCAUGGACACCCCCUUAGAAGCCCUGAACCCCCACACAGUGGGGGGGACUGGAAAUGCACUACUCAGAGAUAAUUUGUGGCUGGAAAAUGCGGUUCACAGAUCAGGGUGGCAUCUAGUUGUCUGGGCUGUGGGAGAGCUGCUCUGAUUUGCCACCUGCAGAAAGAGACGAAGAGACUGUUUGUAUGUUCCAGUUAAGGUCACUAAUUUAUGCAGAUCUGGGGAAAGAAAAUAAUGGUCUUUUUCCAUGACUGAAGUGGUAGCAACAGGAUGUGUCCCUUUGUUGGAGGGAGAGGAGAGCGAAGGACUGCCUCCUUGGGUUGAUCCCUGAAUGCUGGCCUCACCCUGGUCACACUCACUGAAAAGCCUCCUCAGCCCCCAGCACAGCAGAGACAAGUGGCCACAUCGGCCUUGUGCAGUCUCUUUCAGCUGUGGCUUGCCUGGUCCCCCUGUGACUGCACCUUUGCUCCUGAUCCAGAAGGGGCUCAGUGUCUUGUCACAGCACAGCAGCCAGGAGUGCAGGGUCCAGACCAAGUGCUGGGAAGUACGGCUGUCAAGCGUUCUGAGCCCGCUCUGGGUAUGUAGACAUCCGAGAGGUUCUGAGCCAGAAUGUUAAGAAGUUCUAGGAAACUUUUAUGAUCAACACCAAGCUGAAAAAAUGAAACUAUUGCCAUUUUUAGUAAGUGUGGCCAUGGUACUAAGGGUGCAGGGGUGGAGGCCAACCCCGCCAGCCCAGCCAGCCCUUUGCCUCUACCCCUGCCUAGACCGUGGCUGUUGCAGCCUGGCCUGGGCGGGCCUUGGUCUUUGUUCUCUUGUCCAGCUUAGAGACAGGGCUGCAGCUGGUGUCUGGCUGUCCCCCAGCUGCAGGAUUCCUGUCCAGACCUCCCUGGUGGCAGCUGUGGGUGGGCAGCAGGCAGGGAGGCUGUGUGCUGGGGGUGACCAUCCCACCUAGGCACAGCCUGCCCAGCUUAGAGCCUGCCCAGGGUUCAGGACUCCAUAGAUGCGUGGACAGGUGUCAGCCUUAAAUUAUUAAAUAAAAAGCCGAAGCUGCUUCC
Molecule: messenger RNA, 5006 nt
Organism: Microtus ochrogaster (prairie vole)
Lineage: Eukaryota; Metazoa; Chordata; Mammalia; Rodentia; Cricetidae
Product: KIAA1614 ortholog
Biological process (GO): regulation of cellular localization; establishment or maintenance of cell polarity; centrosome cycle
Cellular component (GO): nucleus; apical plasma membrane; cell cortex
Molecular function (GO): protein binding
Source: RefSeq, a predicted model, not a curated record